Messenger RNA from Megachile rotundata (alfalfa leafcutting bee), 2361 nucleotides. RefSeq names its product tyrosine 3-monooxygenase/tryptophan 5-monooxygenase activation protein zeta (gene 14-3-3zeta). The record is from RefSeq and is a predicted model, not a curated record. NCBI's taxonomy places the organism in Eukaryota, Metazoa, Arthropoda, Insecta, Hymenoptera, Megachilidae.
GAACAGCGUUGCCGGCUCAGUCGCUGUGCGGGAGUGGUCACUGAGGGAUGUGUGGUAUCGUAACUGAGUGUGACUGAGGAAAAAGACCCGGCGUAGUUUCUCCGCGUAAUACGCUCUCGCUCUUUACCCCCUGGAUAAAAAGAAACCAGCAAUACCGAGAGUCUAGUCACAGUUUUCGGCCCCCCUCCCAAUUUCGCGCGAAACUACGAAAUACGCCUAUCGUGUAUUUAUUUAAGUAUUUAUUGUACAAAAGACUUUAACUAUAGCCGACACAAUGUCCGUGGAUAAGGAGGAAUUGGUACAGCGCGCGAAGCUCGCCGAACAGGCAGAAAGGUACGACGACAUGGCAGCCUCGAUGAAGGCAGUUACCGAGACGGGAGUCGAAUUGUCGAACGAGGAAAGGAACCUGCUGUCGGUAGCCUAUAAGAAUGUUGUUGGCGCGAGACGUAGCUCGUGGCGAGUAAUUUCCUCUAUCGAGCAAAAGACCGAGGGCUCCGAGCGUAAACAGCAGAUGGCCAAGGAGUACCGAGAAAAGGUCGAGAAAGAGUUGCGCGAAAUCUGUUACGAUGUGUUGGGACUCCUUGAUAAGUACCUGAUCCCCAAGGCUAGCAAUGCCGAGAGUAAAGUAUUCUACCUCAAGAUGAAGGGCGACUACUAUAGGUAUCUCGCAGAAGUCGCCACCGGAGAAACCAGGAACGCCGUGGUAGACGACAGCCAGAAGGCAUACCAGGAUGCGUUCGAAAUCAGCAAGUCAAAGAUGCAGCCUACCCAUCCGAUCAGGCUAGGUCUCGCCCUCAACUUCUCUGUUUUCUAUUACGAGAUCCUCAACUCGCCAGACAAGGCCUGCCAGCUGGCCAAACAGGCGUUCGAUGAUGCGAUCGCAGAAUUGGACACACUUAACGAGGACAGCUACAAAGAUUCCACGUUAAUCAUGCAGCUUUUGCGUGAUAACCUCACGCUCUGGACCAGUGACACGCAGGGUGACGCGGACGAAGCACAGGAGGGCGGCGAUAACUAACCUUCCUAAGCUUAAGUCCCUUUCUAACCUAAUAAGAACAUCCUAUUCUCUAUCGUCCCCCGGUCCCUUGAAGUGCUCACCCAUUCAUCCACCCGAGAUCGAUUUAUCCAUUCGCCUGUCCUUUCGUCCCUCGCGUACCUCGUUUCCUUCUUCCUUCCCCUCUCUUCUCUUACUCUACCUACUUAACCUUACCCUGUCCUAUUUUACCUGUUCGCCUUUCUUCCUACCUUCCUUCUUACCUUCCUUCCACAAUUGCAACAUCUCUCCUCCUUCCCGAGUCCUUUUUUCCUUAAUCUCUCCUCCUUGAAAACUGUGACGCCUUUUUGUUCAAAUUGCGACCGCACAUUGCUGCCGAUGCCACCGCCACAGCUGUUAUGCCCGGUUCAGGAACUCGAUGCUCUCGCUCUCGACCGUAUCCUUUCUCGGAGGGAUCGAUUCGCGAGUUUAAAUAGAGUCACCGCCUGCCAUAAUAUUGCCCCACGGCGUUGUAAAUCUUAUCGAGCGCAAAGAUAUUCGAAUCUCGCGUUUAUAUCCGCAGGAGGGAAACGGAGAGAAACGAAACGUUGAGAGACAAACGAAAACGCAUUUAGAGAAUUUUUAUCAGGCUAUAGCACCAUCUGUCGUGGAACGCGCGUUAUCGCACCCCAUCCCAUCACGAGCCUCGGUAAAAGGAAUCGGUCGAGUUGGCGAGAAUCGCUCGCGUUCUGGCACGAAGUUUUCUCCGAGAAAAGCGUAUCGACUCGUGACUGCGUGAAAACAAAAGUAAAGGAAAGAAAAAAGAACAGGAAGGAGUAGGGUAAAUUGUGGAUGAACAGAGGAAGGAACAGGAAGAGUGUAGUAGUCGUUUCACGAACCCCUUGUCUCGUCGUACAACGUUGUACGAUGUUCAUAUAAAGAGAAGAAGCAUAUUAAAGAGAAAAAAGAAGUAGGGAGAACAAAAAAAGAAAGAGCGCGUGGCACACACGAAGAAUUAGUAUUCGGUAAUGUAACAUAAUCUAAGGGAUCGUCGUUGCGUAUCAUAGUUGGGGCGAGACACGGGGAUGUGACGAACGCCACGAUACACGCUGUUCGUUACUCCCAGAUCUGCUCUCACUAUUUACCAUCUAAAAGUAUCGCUAAAUGAAACAGAGAUUCGAGAAGAAACGAAGACAAAGGAAAAAAGCACGCAUGAAUCUAAACUACAUUAUAUCCAGUUGUCAUUAAAUUAAAUUUCACAUUGUCUAGCAAGUACGAUAUUAUUAUACGAAGGGAAGAACGCAGGAGGAGAAAGGAGAGUAAAAAAAAAAUACAUUAAGUUAUUAAGUUCCAAAACAACAUCGGUGGUGACUUAAUUUUACAUUUGA